This is a messenger RNA of Mercenaria mercenaria, 1301 nucleotides long. Its product is annotated as ras-related and estrogen-regulated growth inhibitor-like. Gene Ontology annotation, molecular function: GTPase activity; GTP binding. Lineage: Eukaryota; Metazoa; Mollusca; Bivalvia; Venerida; Veneridae. The record is from RefSeq and is a predicted model, not a curated record. The transcript has 4 exons. Bases 387 to 1103 code for a protein of 238 amino acids.
UCUUGGAAGUUUAGAGCUUAAGUAAGGCGUACAAUAACGAUGUAAAGUAGUCAUAAGUAAUUAGGAAAUAUAAUAGGAUUCCAUUCGAGUGUCUAUACUAUCACUCAACUUGUGUAUAAAGAAUUGUUUACCGGUAUUUAUUUUGUUACUGGUUCUUUUGUUUGGAAUGCACAUUACAAAAAACAGAGCUAAAGUGAUAACAAAGCUAAAGCAAUGUUUUUGAAAAUUUAGUGUAUGAGAGAAAAUGGAUAGAAUAGCGAGACGAAAACAUAAUAUUGAGAUUUCUGUUGUGCUUAACGUAUAACAAAUAGUAUUCACGGGUAUCAGUGUUGUUUCCAUAUGAACUGUAAAAAAUGCAGUAAUAUUCGCUGGAGUGUACCAACAUCAUGUCUAUGGAACGUUUAAUUGAGAGUACGAGAGCAGGGCAAAGAUGUCCAAAACCUUUGGCUGAUAUUAAACAACCACAUUGUGGUGGAAAGGAAAUAAAUGUGCUUGUGUUAGGGAAACGGUCGGUCGGAAAAACAGCUUUGAUUGUGAGAUACUUAACCAAGCGAUUUAUAGGAGACUACAACUCGGAACUUGAAAUACUAUACAGUCAUUGUACAGUUAUAGAUGGCAAACACGUGACGUUACACAUCAUAGACACACUUGGACAGGUUAAGAAAGAAGACGUUAGUGAAGAACAAGUUAAAUGGGCAGAUUGUGUUGUAAUCGUUUACGCUAUUGUUGACAGAAACAGUUUUGACAUAGCUCGAAGCAUAGCGGAACAUAUUCAGAUAAUGCGAGAAGACAAUCAAGUACCAAUCGGCAUCGUGGCUAAUAAAUCCGAUCUCAUUGACAGGAAGGAAGUGUCGGAUACAGAUCUUUCAAGAACAUGUGCUGAAUUCAACUUGUUAUACUUUGAAACUUCGGCAAGUGAAGCGAGGGCAAGUGUUUUAGAGGUUUUUACAGUAUUAGCACGCCAAGUAAGAAUGAUUAUGAAAAAGCGGGAAAAGUUGACUCGAUUUAUGUCGAAUCCUGCAGUUGCUGCUAAAUUACAAAUCCAGCAAUCUCUUAGAAGUCUCGCGGAGAAAACCUGGCGAUCUAGAACGUCUACAUUAUAGCCCGUGAAACUCAUGUGAUAAAGUGUUUUAUUAUUGAUGUACAUAUCUAAUAAUGAGUGAAUCAAUGUUUCUUCUAUAGAUGAAAUUUGUACAUGAUAAAAUGUAAUUUAAUUAAAGUGUAUAUUUAUGUAAUAAUCGUCUUUCAUCAUACAGUAUUAUUUUGUGAUAUAUUUCAAUCUUGCUUCUGAGGUUUUGAUC